ACAGACAGACUGAGUACUUUCGCAUUUAUAAUAUUAGGAAGGAUUACAAAAAAGAAGUGAACUUUCUUACUUUCAAGGGUUCAAGGGUGUUCAUAACAUUAUAUUGUUACUUUUUAGUGCAUUUUCUUUGUGUCUAUUUUCUUUUUCUCUUAUUUUUUUUUCAAAACCACAUUGCCCUUCGUUAAUGUAAUCACAUAAAACGGGGUAUUUACAUAGGUUAAGAGGGUUUUAAAGUUAAUGGGACGAGGAAUGGAAUUUAGAAGGAUAUCCAUUAGAGAUGUAGUUCUAUUUGUACAAGUGAAGAAUAUAUGUUAAAUCGUUUCUUUGUCUAGUCGACCAACUCCGUUCAACUCGAAGUGUAAAAGCAGAAUUUAAAAUACUGUGUCCGAAUUCCUACGUAAAAAUACUUGAGAGAAUAGAGAGUUUACAGAAUAAAAUUGUAGAGGAAAAGUGUCUAGUUUACUUCUAAAUGCUACGCCGUAGUAAAAGUGUAAAAUUGGGCGUGGUUUUUGUUUCAUACCAUAGACUCAGUUUGUCUUUGUCAAAAAUAUAUUUUCUAUUUUCAUGAUGGCCAAUAGCAGCCAAUAGUGUCGAGGGGUCGAGCGUCUUUUUAAACUUAAGCGUCAAUGUCAAUUUAAUAGUCGUUGUUGGUUUAAAAAUGUAGAAGUUAUGCGUUAUUUUAUUUUUGUUUAUAAACAGGAUUGAUGAAUAAUAUUACCUAAGCUGCAAAUAUUGAUUAGAAAGUAAGAUAAAAUGACUAAAACAUUCCAGAAAUGUAGGCUGUGCUUAAAACUUGGGGAGUUUUGUUCAAUUUUUGAAAAUGAUGGUAUCAUGAAACUGUCAGAUAUGGUUAUGGCUUUUGCUGAUGUUCAGAUACAUGAAGGUGAUGGAUUAUCAGACAGAGUAUGUACAACUUGUGUGGAAAAUUUAAGCACCGCUUAUUUGUUUAAGCUACAAUGUGAAAGAACAAAUACUUUACUUCAUAAAUGUCCUGAAGAACAAAUGGAAAAGCCUAUCUCUACAAACUUCGGUGACUUUUACAAUCAAGAAUUUCAUAUACAUUCUGAUAAUGGCUUAGUUGAAGGUGGAAAUAAUCAACAUAAUGUUAGAGACUAUAACUUUGAUGCCCAUUUGAAGACAAUUGAUGAAACCAGUGAUGAAACUGACAGUGAUGUGGACUCAGUGAAGUGUGUAUAUUGUAAUCAAUCAUACAACCACUUUGGAGCACACACUUGCAAUGUGACUUGUACGAUUGAACAAAAUGAAUUGCAGCGAUCAGGCACUGGUUCUGAGAUUGGGUCUGGCAGCGAUGAGACACUUGUUGCUACUGAUAGCAGUCUAUACUUUACACCUGACAAAAGUACACAUUCCAAAAAUCAGCCAACACAUGUUAACAUACAAUGUGUACUCUGUGAAGAGAAAUAUGAUAAUUAUGAUGAUUAUGUUAUUCAUAUUAAUAGAUGCACAACAAAUGUAAAAUUACAGCAUUAUGUAUGUCCAUUGUGCCAUGAAAUUCACACAGAAAAGUUGGUUUAUUUGAAACAUUUGAAAGAUGCUCAUUUUAAUGUUGUAAGAUCAACAUAUGAUAGUGGAGAGGACUGUGUAGAUUCUGUUCCAAUAUUAGAAAAGACCAGAAAGCCAAAAGUUGUGCGUCGCCAAAUUGGGUGGUCAAUCGAAGACAUUUAUCAAGAAAUUGAAUGCAAAAGAGUAGAAGACAAAGAAACACCAAAAUCCAGUCCAUUUAAAUCUUUUCUUUCAAAAAUAGGGAGCGAACAUUUGUGUUUCAGAACAUCAAGCAAGCAUAGCACUCCAAAAAAGGUAACAUUCCGUAAUUGGAUUGAAACAAGCAAAGCAAAAACAUCAAACUACUUUCCAUUUCGUAAAUACAUUGAGAAUUAUAGGCUAAAAAAGAAAUCAAAUAACUAUGCUCCUAUCAACUCUAAAUCAGUCACAAGCACAAUAAAGGCCACAUUACCUGAAGCAACUUCUGAUAGUGACUAUAAUUCUCCAAGUGGUACUUCUGAAGACUCAUGGAAAAUGAAACAGAACUUGAUUUGUGCCUGCGACAAAAAAGUGUUUAUGUUGUCUGAACUUAUACAUGAUCGUGAUCGAAUCGUUGCGAUGAUCAACGAAUUAGGUGGAGUAGUAGCAGAGAAUACAAAAAUGGAGAUGAUGGCAACACAUUUUAUUUCAAUUUUGCCCAAUGAUACAUUUACUGGAAUGAUGGUGUGUUCCCUUGCCACUGGUAAAUGGUUGCUUCAUGUUAGUUUCAUAUAUGACAGUUUCCGUUGCAAGAAAUUCCUACGUGAAGAUAUGUAUGAAUGGUUAAAACAUCCUAAAAUAGUAGAGUUGGACGCCACAAACGUGGAAGUGGCCAAGGCUGCGGUGUACUGGCAUCUAGAAUUACAAGCUUUGGGCGCUAAGUAUCCUUUUGAAGGAAAACAAAUUGUCCUUAUAAUGAGGAAAAAAUAUAGACAAUAUUACCAGAUGAUCUUCAAGUCCCUAAAAGCGAAAACUUUGACAUAUGAUCCAAGAACCCCAGGCAGCUGUUGUUCCGCCGAUUUCUGUUUUGUCGAUAUGAAAAUAAUAGAAAGAGUAAAACUUCGCUUUUUCUUCCACCAUAAUGUACCUGUUUUUCCGUAUCAAUUUAUUUUGGUCUACCUUCUGAAGAAAGGUCGCGUGGAGGACCAACACAAGUACAUGCUUCAGGAUACUGCAAAAUUUUUACCUGAAGAAAAAGUUUGUUUCUUAAAUAAUACAUUUUAAGUUUUGAACUGAUUUUUAAUGUUAAAUCGAUUUUUUGAUUUU
Papilio xuthus (Asian swallowtail) is the source of this 2808-nucleotide messenger RNA. RefSeq lists its product as uncharacterized. Gene Ontology annotation, cellular component: nucleus; site of double-strand break. Gene Ontology annotation, molecular function: zinc ion binding. The record is from RefSeq and is a predicted model, not a curated record. Bases 754 to 2766 code for a protein of 670 amino acids. NCBI's taxonomy places the organism in Eukaryota, Metazoa, Arthropoda, Insecta, Lepidoptera, Papilionidae. Gene Ontology annotation, biological process: DNA damage response; protein localization to site of double-strand break; positive regulation of double-strand break repair. The transcript is spliced from 8 exons.